CUUGCUCACACUAACCAUCUUUGACACCGCGCUCAUCAAUUGAUCACCACCUGGGCGGGCAUUCGCACUUUCCAUAGACCAGCGCUUGAAUCAACUCACACUACACGAUUCCACGGUCAUGGAACCGGACACAAUUGCUGCGCCUCCCUUGUGGCGAUGGUCACUGGGAUUUCUCGCAGUGGGCAUUUGCUGGGGAUUUACUACCCCUUUCAUGCGUCGCGCUGCUGUGAAACGAGAUCAACGACCAAAAUCAGACAGGCCUGAAACGUCCGACUCAAACACGAAUUGGCUGACAAGACAUCUGUGGACCAUUGGUUACGCGAUUUUUGACUUACUCAGCAAUCCCGGCUAUGCAAUCCCGUUUCUUCUCAACGUCACAGGAAGCAUCUGGUUCUUUCUGCUCAUUGGACAAGCUGAAUUGAGCCUUACGGUGCCGAUCACAAAUUCAUUGGCUUUCCUCUUCGUCGUCUUGGGCGAUUGGUGGGCGGAAUCGAAAACAAUAUCACUUGAUACGUGGUUCGGCAUUGCUCUCGUUCUCGGAGGCAUCACGCUUUGCAUUCAUGCCAAGAGCGAAUGAAGGCCUUGCGAGCGAAUUCCCAAUUUGUCGCAUUUGUGCUGAGUGAUGUCCGAGGCAUCAGACCUGUCCGAACAUAUGUCACGCCGGGAAUCGAACGAAUGAGAGCCAAUUGAGGCCGAGUGCUUAGCAUACAUUGCCGCAUCGCCGCGCACCGCAGACCAUCUCAUUUGGCAGUGGUCUAUUCGCUCCUCCAUACAGUAUUGAGGAGAAUUACGGAAUCCUCAUGCGAUGUCUCGGGGACGAGAGAUGCGCACCAUCUUUGCAGCGGACGCUUAUCAUGAUCAUUGCGAAAACAUCACUGUUCAGCUGAAUCCUAUCGUUACGU
Messenger RNA from Dissoconium aciculare CBS 342.82, 902 nucleotides. RefSeq lists its product as uncharacterized. The record is from RefSeq and is a predicted model, not a curated record. NCBI's taxonomy places the organism in Eukaryota, Fungi, Ascomycota, Dothideomycetes, Mycosphaerellales, Dissoconiaceae. The transcript is spliced from 3 exons. The coding region runs from base 119 to 577 and encodes 152 amino acids.